Messenger RNA from Panicum virgatum (switchgrass), 830 nucleotides. RefSeq lists its product as uncharacterized. Lineage: Eukaryota; Viridiplantae; Streptophyta; Magnoliopsida; Poales; Poaceae. The record is from RefSeq and is a predicted model, not a curated record. Bases 32 to 331 code for a protein of 99 amino acids. The transcript has 2 exons.
CCUUACCUGAAGAGCAGAAGCAGCAGCGGCAAUGGGGUGCAGGCUGGCCGUGCUCGCCUGCGUCGUGCUCUUGUCGGCGGCGAUGGCGAAUGGCAUCAGGACGGCGGGGACUGUUGCCCCCAGCGCUCCCGGCCCUGCUAUCACACCGACGGCGAGCGCUGCUGCCGCUGAAGUUGUGCCGACGCCACCGGUUGCCACGGUGUCUUCAGACCAGCAGCAGGCUCCCUUGGAUGAUCAGUACAAGGACAGCAAGAGGAAGGUGCCCAACGGGCCUGAUCCUAUCCAUAACAGGAGAGCCAGAUGGGGAGAAGCACCGGCGAGGAGAGUGUAGGACGACGACGACGUACAGAUUUCUUCUUUCUGAAGGCUAAACGCCGAGCAUACAUUGAUGUGGUCCAUCCAUCCAUGGCGGAGCAUGCGAUGUGCCUGAGCUCCAGGUGCAGCCAUGGUGGUGGUGCUCAUGAUGGUCGACGCCGACGACGCAAGUGAAGACGCACUUAUAUGUAUGCAUGUAUUAGAGAGAGAGGGUGAGAAGGAGAGACCGAGAUCACAAGGCCAUACACAGGAGGAUGGUACGGUACGGUCUACGGUGGCUGAUCUUCGCUUUGGCCAAAGUGAUCUGCUGGAUCCUCCCUCGAUGAGGUUUUUGAUGUUCUUCUCUUUUUUCCUUUUUUCCUUCUUUGGGGGUUUAAUGGUGUUAAAAGAAGCACUAGUCCAACUCCAAGUAAUCACUCACACAGAGAGCACGUAAAGCUCACACAACGCUCGAACAUUGAUGAACCAAUUAAAGACUGAAUUCUUGCAUUGCCUUCUUGGCGCAGAUUUUUGCA